AUGGCUGCCAAUGAACUGUCCGACAGGGCACUGAAACUCACUGACGAUGUAAUCGCUAUGAACCCGGCCCACUACACUGUUUGGAUUUACCGCGUUAAGAAUCUUUUUGCUCUCAAAAAAGACCUCACUGAAGAGUUUGAAUGGCUGAACCAAAUGUCAUUGAAGUACCUUAAGAACUACCAAAUAUGGCACCACCGACAGGUUCUCAUGUCAUCCAGGGAAAACUUCCCGACACUCCCGCCCAAGGAGCUGGACUUCCUUAUGGAGAUGUUCAAGCAAGACGCCAAAAACUAUCAUGUCUGGACCUACCGCCACUGGCUAGUGCGACACUUUAGACUGUGGGACGAGCCCCGAGAGAUCCAGGACGUCGAUCUCCUCCUGUCACAAGACGUGAGGAAUAACUCCGCCUGGAAUCAUCGUUUCAUGCUCCGUUUUGGUCCACGCAGUGAUGAGCCAGACGGCGGGAUGCCGAAUAGCACCGCGCCCCCGCCUGAGAAGGGCAGGUUAGCCGUGGUUGACGAGGACCUUGUCGACGCUGAACUGGAGUACACCAAGGCCAAGGUCAUUAGAGCCCCUGAAAAUCGUAGCCCGUGGGGAUAUGCCCGCGGCAUGCUGCGGGCAUCCGGCCGGCCACUGUCGGAGUGGAAAGACUUUGCGAAGAAGUUUGUCCAGGAAAAGGUCGAGGACGGCAAGGUGGUGGAUAUUGAGGUCAAGAGCAGUCAUGCUCUAGAAUGGUUGGCUGACACAUAUGGAGAAGAAGGCGAACAAGCCACUGCCGAGGCAGUGCAGAUGUUUACCUUAUUGAAGGAGAAGUAUGAUCCCAUCCGGAAGAAUUACUGGGAUUAUCGGAUUCGUAUGAUUGCUCCUGCAACGUGGAGCCAAGAGAUUCCCACUUCGGCAUGA
Messenger RNA from Aspergillus bombycis, 903 nucleotides. RefSeq names its product bifunctional protein farnesyltransferase/protein geranylgeranyltransferase (gene ramB). Bases 1 to 903 code for a protein of 300 amino acids. Gene Ontology annotation, biological process: protein geranylgeranylation; protein farnesylation. Gene Ontology annotation, cellular component: CAAX-protein geranylgeranyltransferase complex; protein farnesyltransferase complex; cytoplasm. Gene Ontology annotation, molecular function: protein farnesyltransferase activity; CAAX-protein geranylgeranyltransferase activity. The record is from RefSeq and is a predicted model, not a curated record. NCBI's taxonomy places the organism in Eukaryota, Fungi, Ascomycota, Eurotiomycetes, Eurotiales, Aspergillaceae. The transcript is spliced from 3 exons.